CCCGCCCCGCCCUCCGCCGGCCCCGCCCCGGCCCUCCCGAGGCUAUUUUGAAAGUGACCCUGGGCCGGGGCGGCCGCGGGCGGCGGGGAGGCGCGGCGGGCGGGCGGGCGGAACCAUGACCGAAGAUGACCGAGGCGGCGCUGGUGGAGGGCCAGGUCAAGCUCCGGGACGGCAAGAAGUGGAAGAGUAGGUGGCUGGUGCUGCGCAAGCCGUCGCCGGUGGCAGGUGAGCGCGCGGGGCCGGGCCGGGGCCGGGACCGGGACCGGGGAGCGCGGCGCCCCGACCCCCUCCGCAGGGAGGCGGACUGCGGCCCGGAGCGGCUGCGGGCCGGGCGGCUGGAGGGGCCCGCGCGCCGGGCCGGGGCCUAGGAUCGGAGCCGCCAGGGGCGCUGCCCGCGGAGCUGAGCCCGGCGGCCCCGACAGCCUCCCCGGGUGGCGCCGAGGCCGGGCCGGGUGGGAGCGGCGCUGCUUCUGUUCUGAGAAGAGAAGCCCCCCCGCCCGCACCCCAGCCCGGAGGCCCGCGGGGAGCCCCAAGUCGGGCGGCUGCGGCCUCAGCGAGGAUUCCGCGGCGGGGAGGCUCGAGCCGCCGCCGCAGCUGUUGCCGGGACAGGUGCCCUGCAGCCGGCCCGGCCCCGGGGUCCGUGUGGGAUGCUAGGCUGAGCCCGCGCCGUCCCACACGUGUGGGGCUGCCAGAGGGGCUUCCGGACGCCUGGACGCCUGGGGAGUCUGUCACGUCCCGGGGUGCAGGCGGGGGCGCCCUCCCUGCCCCUCCCCGGGCGCCUCUCCGGGGCCUAAUGCGCCCGCGCCGGCGCCGCACGGUUGCAGGACGCAGCCCGGACCUCCGCCUCCCCUCCCAGGUCCCGGGCCCCGCGCCCCGUUCAUGUGCCAGGCAGCCUUCCAUGCCCAGGCCGCGCGCCUGGUGCCGUGGGGC
Molecule: messenger RNA, 930 nt
Organism: Manis javanica (Malayan pangolin)
Lineage: Eukaryota; Metazoa; Chordata; Mammalia; Pholidota; Manidae
Source: RefSeq, a predicted model, not a curated record